Messenger RNA from Tinamus guttatus (white-throated tinamou), 3039 nucleotides. Lineage: Eukaryota; Metazoa; Chordata; Aves; Tinamiformes; Tinamidae. The record is from RefSeq and is a predicted model, not a curated record.
AUGGGGGUCGGAAAGCCAAUAUUUUCAGUGGACAUUCAUCCAGAUGGGACCAAGUUUGCAACAGGAGGACAAGGCCAGGAUUCUGGGAAAGUUGUGAUCUGGAAUAUGGCUCCUGUCCUGAAAGAGGAAGAUGAAAAGAAUGAAAAUAUCCCCAAGAUGCUUUGUCAGAUGGACAAUCACUUAGCUUGUGUGAACUGUGUGCGAUGGUCCAACAAUGGAGUUUACUUGGCUUCAGGGGGAGAUGACAAGCUGAUUAUGGUGUGGAAAAGAGCUGCGUAUAUUGGACCCAGUACUGUGUUUGGUUCUAGUAGCAAACUUACUAAUGUUGAGCAGUGGAGGUGUGUAUCAAUUCUCAGAAGCCAUUCGGGAGAUGUCAUGGAUGUAGCAUGGUCUCCUCAUGAUGCCUGGCUGGCAUCGUGCAGUGUGGAUAACACUGUUGUCAUCUGGAAUGCUGUCAAAUUUCCAGAAAUUCUUGCCACUUUGAAGGGACAUUCUGGCUUGGUUAAAGGACUGACUUGGGAUCCUGUAGGAAAAUAUAUUGCCUCUCAAGCUGAUGACCGAAGCUUGAAGGUGUGGCGGACCAUGGACUGGCAGCUGGAAACAAGCAUCACAAAACCUUUUGAUGAGUGCGGAGGGACAACGCACGUGUUGCGUCUCAGCUGGUCACCUGAUGGUCACUAUCUUGUUUCUGCUCAUGCCAUGAAUAAUUCUGGACCUACUGCUCAGAUCAUUGAGAGAGAUGGAUGGAAAACCAACAUGGAUUUUGUAGGGCAUCGGAAGGCAGUUACAGUAGUGAAAUUCAAUCCAAAAAUCUUCAAGAAGAAACAAAAGAAUGGGAGUUCCACCAAGUCAAGUUGUCCUUACUGCUGUUGUGCUGUUGGUAGCAAGGAUCGAUCUCUCUCUGUCUGGCUCACGUGUUUGAAACGACCUUUAGUCGUCAUACAUGAACUGUUUGACAAGUCUAUCAUGGACAUCUCCUGGACCCUUAAUGGACUUGGUAUCUUAGUAUGUUCCAUGGAUGGAUCAGUGGCAUUUUUGGACUUUUCACAAGAUGAACUUGGAGAUCCACUCAGUGAGGAGGAAAAGAGCAAUAUCCAUCAGUCCACCUAUGGUAAAAGCCUGGCAAUAAUGACUGAAGCUCAGUUGUCUACUACCAUUAUUGAGAAUCCAGAGAUGCUCAAGUAUCAGCAGAGACAACAGCAGCAGCAAGUGGAACAGAAGAAUGCAUCGAUAAGGGAAGCAGCUGGAACGGCAACAGCGGCUCCCAAAGUGGCAAGCAUGGUUAAUGGGGAGAGUUUGGAGGACAUUAGAAAGAAUCUCUUAAAAAAGCAAGUUGAAACACGGACAGCAGAUGGUCGGAGAAGGAUCACGCCUCUCUGCAUAGCUCAGCUGGACACUGGGGAUUUUUCUACAGCGUUUUUCAAUAGCAUCCCAAUAUCUGGAUCUCUGGCUGGCUCAAUGAUGUCUUCUCAAAGUAACCAGCAACUCUUGUCAUUAGAUUCUAAUGCAGCCAAUUCCCUUAAUACUUCAAAGCCUUCUGUAGAGCCAACAGCAGCCAGUAUAAAGCCAACAGAUGAUACAGCAAAUAAAGAUGGUGUAAAUGCUACCUCUGCUUUAGCUGUUCCUCUUGCACCAUCUUCCUCUGUGCUGACAACUCCAUCCAAGAUUGAACCCAUGAAAGCAUUUGAUUCUAGAUUUACAGAACGAUCCAAAGCCACCUCAGGGACUGCUGUAGUAACAAAUACAAAUCAGACUGUUGUGGACAGACUGAAGGAUCAGAAUUUAAUUAAAGACAAUAAGACCAAGGAUAUCCUGCUGGACCUUGAGGGAGAAAUAGUAGAAAAGAAGAAAAAAGGAAGGCCUCGAAAAGACUCCAGACUUGUACCAGUGACUUUAACUGUUCAGUCCCCUGCUACACUGGCCUCUGAGAAAGAUGCUGCUGCACCAGCAUUAGCACUUAAACUGCCAACCCCAAUCCCCCAGAAAAUAUUUACUUUGCAAAUAAGUACAGAUCCGUCAAUGUACCUUGAAGUGGAGAAUGAAAUGACCACAGUGGGAGGUUUGAAGUUGAGUAGGUUAAAGUGUAAUCGAGAAGGAAAGGAAUGGGAGACUGUCCUCACCAGCCGAAUUCUUACUGCAGCAGGAAGCUGUGAGAUUGUAAGUGUAGCCUGUGAAAAACGAACAUUGUCAGUAUUUUCCGCUUGUGGUCGUCGCCUUCUUCCCCCUAUAGUGUUGAACACCCCCAUCUCCACCCUCCAUUGCACAGGUUCCUACGUCAUGGCUCUCACCACUGCAGCCACCCUCUCUGUUUGGGAUGUCCACAAACAGACAGUCAUUGUUAGAGAUGAGUCUUUGCAAACAAUAUUAUCAGGAAGUGAUGCAACUAUGUCUCAGAUCUUGCUGACUCAGCAUGGUAUACCUGUAAUGAGUAUGUCUGAUGGAAAGGCAUAUUGUUUUAAUCCUUCUCUUUCUACGUGGAAUCUUGUUUCUGACAAGCAGGACUCCUUAGCGCAAUGCGCAGACUUCAGGAAUAGUUUACCGUCCCAAGAAGCCAUGCUGUGUUCUGGGCCCUUAGCUGUAAUACAGGGACGAACAUCAAAUUCAGGAAGGCAAGCUGCCAGGUUGUUCUCCAUGCCUCAUUUAGUACAACAAGAAACAACACUUGCAUACCUGGAGAAUCAGAUAGCAGCAGCACUUAUGUUACAGUCCAGUCACGAAUAUCGCCACUGGCUCCUUAUCUAUGCACGGUACCUAGUUAAUGAAGGGUUUGAAUAUCGUUUGCGAGAAUUAUGCAAGGAUUUACUGGGUCCAGUCCAUUACUCAGCUGGAAGCCAGUGGGAAUCAACAGUAAUGGGUUUACGAAAGAGAGAACUAUUGAAAGAACUUCUUCCUGUUAUUGGACAGAACCUUCGCUUCCAGAGGCUUUUCACAGAAUAUCAAGAGCAGCUAGACAUCUUGAGAGACAAGUAGCAUGUUCCCAGAUUUUCCCUGAGGGGCCUGGUCCGAGAGAAACUGCUGAACAGCAUGAAACGGAGGAGA